Molecule: messenger RNA, 1846 nt
Organism: Uranotaenia lowii
Lineage: Eukaryota; Metazoa; Arthropoda; Insecta; Diptera; Culicidae
Product: L-lactate dehydrogenase
Exons: 5
Coding region: 155-1150 (331 amino acids)
Biological process (GO): carboxylic acid metabolic process
Cellular component (GO): cytoplasm
Molecular function (GO): L-lactate dehydrogenase (NAD+) activity
Source: RefSeq, a predicted model, not a curated record
UUAUUGCUGCUCUUGAUGCGUAUUCGCCAUACGUAUUCCAUCGGUCGCACAGCUCACACGUAGUCGGUUGAACGUUAAAGUGUCCCCAGCACCAGGUCUCUGACUAAUUCCAAUCAGUUGUUCAAAGAGAGUUUAAAGACAGAAAAAAGCCAAAAUGUCGUUGAAAUCGAAAUUGAUGCAGGAAAUUGCUGAGCCUUUGGCCUCUUCGGGUAACAAGGUCACCAUCGUCGGAAUCGGCCAGGUCGGUAUGGCCUGCGCCUUCAGCGUUCUGACUCAGAGCGUUUCCAGCGAGGUGGCCCUCAUCGACGUCAACCCGGACAAACUGCAGGGAGAGAUGUUGGAUCUGCAGCAUGGUUCGUCCUUCAUGAAGAACGCCCAAAUUCAGGCUAGCACAGAUGUUGCCGUUUCGGCCGGAUCCCGCCUGAUUGUCAUCACUGCCGGUGUCCGCCAGAAGGAAGGCGAAAGCCGUCUGAACCUGGUCCAGCGUAACUGCGACAUUCUGAAGGGAAUCAUUCCGAAGCUGGUCGAACAGAGCCCGGACUGUAUCCUGUUGGUCGUGUCCAAUCCCGUUGACAUUCUCACCUAUGUGGCCUGGAAGCUUUCCGGUCUGCCCAAGAACCGUGUCAUCGGUUCCGGUACCAAUUUGGAUUCCUCCCGUUUCCGUUUCCUCAUGUCCCAGCGUCUGGGAGUUGCCCCGACCUCCUGCCACGGAUGGAUUAUUGGUGAGCACGGAGACAGCUCGGUCCCAGUCUGGUCCGGAGUCAACGUGGCUGGUGUCCGAUUGGCUGAAAUUAACCCAGCUAUCGGAACCGCUCAGGAUGACGAAAAAUGGGGAGAUCUGCAUCAUGAGGUCGUCAACAGCGCCUACGAGGUCAUCCGGCUGAAGGGCUACACUUCCUGGGCCAUCGGUCUGAGCGUGGCUUCGCUGGCUUCGGCUCUGCUCCGAAACACCUACAACGUUCAUGCCGUUUCGACUCUGGUCUCGGGUGAACACGGUAUUUCCGAGGAAGUUUACCUCUCGCUCCCGUGCGUUCUGGGUCGCAACGGAGUCUCGCACGUCGUCAAGCAAAUCCUCACCCCCGAGGAAACCAAGAAACUGCAGGACUCUGCCCGCAUCAUGGCCGAAGUUCAGGCCGGAAUUAAGUUUUAAAAUAAAUAGCAAAACAACAACAACAAAAACUAGCCGCUAAGCAUUAACCCUCCUCUCUUAUUUAACGUCUAGCUCACUAAACAUGUUAUGAAAAAAAAAAUAUUAUUAUAAAAAUAGUCAAACAAUGCCUCACACUUUAUGAAGGAACUCACAAAACGCCAUGCACGCCCCAAAAUGUCUUUGAUGUUUACUCCUCCAGGCGCAAGGAAAUUUAAAAUCUUUGUGCAAUCUAAUGAUAGAAAGUAUUAAGGUUAGCUAAUGUUAUAAUAAAUAAAAACAAAAAAAUCUCUUUUGUUUUAUUUUCCUGGAACUCGAUUUUCCAAUUUUGUUAGAAAAAAUCAAAUAAGCAAAUGAAUGAACAAAAACAAAAUUUGGAAAUUAGACAGCUACAAACACGCCCUACCUCAAAAACGCAUUUGCAAAAGACGAUUCGGCUCCUGGGAAGAAUUGGAACAAAAUGUCGUUUAUUAUUGAUAAACUUUUUUCAACAUUUCACACCAAAUUCAAAACUGUCGUAAGUAGUCAAAACUAAUCAAACAGGCCGGAGAAACAUUGUCGUUGGAGUAGAACAUUGUCACGUAAAGUACACGGAAAGUAAAAUUGCACUGAAAUAUCUAGUUUAGCAUUUGGGAGAAGUAUGACAAACCACAAUCUCGUAGUUCGAAGCAAAUUCGAUAGCGUUUGAUCUGGUAUUUG